UGUAAGCGCCGCCAGCUACAUCUAGGAUGGAGGACGAGGCCAAGUGCGUGGCGGAGCGCGACCGCGGGCUGUGCAUAUGUGGCGGCGCGGGGGGCGGGGCCACGACGCUGGCGGGCUCGCUCGCAGACGUGCGCCGCGCGUACGAGGAGCGCAUCGCCGCCGUGCUCGCCUCGCACAGACCGGACAAGCUGCAGCUGCAGGUGUCCGUGCUGAAGGAGUGGGUGCGGGACCUGACGGCGCAGAACGCGCUGCUGGCGGCCACCGUCGAGGAGCUCGAGACCACCGUCACCGGCCUCGUACCCGAGCGCCGCAGACUCACUGAGAGCAAAGUGUCGUGCGACAGAGCCAACGCGCUGCAGGCACUCAACGACAAACUGGAGAAAGACAAUCUGAAGAAGGAAAGGGAGAUCAAGCGGCUGCGGAGAGAGUUGCAGGAGCGUGAGAAGACCUGCGUGCAGAGACCGCCUGCUAACGCCAGCGCCGGCUGCACAUUAGUGGUGACGACAUCGGAGGCGCAGGUGGCGGCGAAGCUGUGCGAGUGCGGGCCCGGGCUCGCCAGCGCCGCGCCCGCUCCCGAGCUCGACAGAGAGGCGAGAGAACAGCAGCGGCGAGUGCAAGACCUCGAGGAUAAGUUAAAGGCUGCGAGCGCGGUGGGCGUGCGGCUGCGAGAGAGCGUGCGCGCGCUGCGGGCGGCGUGCGCGGCGCGCGACCGCCGCUGGCGAGCCGCCGCGCAGCACUCGCACUUCCGGGACCUCAUCGCGCACGAGCUGUGCCGACAGCUGCGCGCCGCCAAGGCGCAGAAACUGCGACAUCACAGCGUGCUAUCAGAAACGCGCUCUCGUGCGAGUCGCUGGAGGCGGCGCGCGAGCCGUUACCGCUGCAGUCGGCGCCGCAGUCGCCGACACGGCCGCAGUCGCAGCCGCUGCCGCAGCGACAGUCGACGCCGCAGCCGCAGCGUCGUCUGCGCCGCAAGCGUCGUUCGCUGGACUCCUUGUGUGGGUGGGCGUGGUGGGGCGACGUCGCCGCCCCGCAGCCCGCGCGCGCUCGACGCCACCGACGAUGACGUGCGACUCAUCGACCGGUCGCCGUCGCCGCCGCUGCUGGUCUCCGACGCGUCCCUGGACGAGGGCAGCCCGGUGCUGCUGUGCCGCUCCGCCGCCUCCGUCGCCGACCUUCGUCGCUCCGAGAAACACCCCAAGCGGGAGACACCUUCGGCCGCAGAAGACCAGCUCGAACAACAGAAGCGCCCGGCUCCAGCCAAUCAAUUUGAGCUACAGAAACGUCCAGCUACAGAGCUCGGGCCACAGAAACGUCCGGCUGCAGAAGAAAACCUCAAGAGAGAGACCAAACCAGAUAAACGGGAAGGAGAGGAUGUAAAGGAGCUCAGCACGGAGCCCGUGAGCCUGGGCAGCAGCGCCGACAGCACCCGCGCCAGCCACGCCGAGGACCAGCUACACACCACCAUGCAGAUUCUGAAGAACAAGGAGGAGACGGUGCGCGUGCAGGCGGAGAGCCUGGCGCUGGCGGAGGCGCGCAUCGCCGACCUCAGCCGCCGGCUGAACGCGCUCGCCCGCAACGACCGCGACGACCGCAACGACCGCAGCCACAGAGACGAGCCGGCGCGCACUCGCGAGUGCUCCACCUCGUGCUGCGCGAGCGCCGCCGACGACGACACCAGCGCUCAUCUGGAGUGCGAGUGUAGCUGCGGGCUGGCAGAGGAGAACAAGAGGCUGAAACUGGCCAACGACAGCCUGGAGCGAGAGACGCGUGACCUGCACGAGAGAGUGAGACAGCUAGAGCAGAGUGUGAGAGACAAGGACAGCCUGCUGCACAAGUACGAGCAGCUGGCCGGAGGGAAAGAGACGCACGACAGCGGCGCCGUCGACGCGCUGUCGUCGCAGCUACAGCUGAUGCUCGGUGUGUUGAACGAAAAAUCGAGCCGGCUGCAGAGCGCGGAGGGCAAAACGCAGCGCCUGCGCGAGCGGCUGAAGAAAAUGGACUCAGUUGCAAAGGAGCAGAACGUAGCGGUGCGCGAGGAGCUGAGCCAACUGACGCUGCAGGUUGAGCGGCUGCGGCGCGCCGGCGAGGGAGCGGGACGAACGAACAUAUCCGCCCACAGGAAUCAAGUGGAAUCGCUACCAGACCAGGGGUCAUUCAUAGACCUCCGCCGCGAACAUCCUUGCACGCUCGGCGGGCCGUGCGCCCGCGUGCAAGCGAGACGACAAGAACGCGAAACGGACCGGUGUACACGUGUGAGAGUGGGACGGCAACAACGCCUCAGCGAGGAGCCGUGCUCGCAAUGCGGCAGUGAUUGUGCGAUUGCGCCGCCCGUCCCGCCGCGAAGAUUCACAAAGAAAAAAAAUAUUUGUGAGGACCAGGAGUGCUGGUGCGAGGCGGACUGCGACUGCUCUGGGUGCUGCCAGGUCGGCACGUGCGCGGAACUGCACGGCGCCUGCUCACACCACACCCGACCGUCCAGACGUGGACACCGGUCAGCAUCAGAGACGCUAGAGCGCGUGGCGGCGUCGCGCGAGGCCGUUGCCAGCGCGCGGGAGCGGUGGCGGCGUCGAGCGGCUACACACUCGUAGCGACGUCUAGCGGACAUGACAGCUCAUGUCGCGACGUGUAACGAUACACUCCUAGCGACAUCACAUCUAACGGUCGAGUUGACGCGUCGACAUGGAUAAUAAAAUAAUAAAAAAAUCGAAUAAAUGAAGAAAAAAUA
Messenger RNA from Aricia agestis (brown argus), 2725 nucleotides. RefSeq lists its product as uncharacterized. The transcript is spliced from 20 exons. Bases 27 to 2588 code for a protein of 853 amino acids. The record is from RefSeq and is a predicted model, not a curated record. NCBI's taxonomy places the organism in Eukaryota, Metazoa, Arthropoda, Insecta, Lepidoptera, Lycaenidae.